Molecule: messenger RNA, 300 nt
Organism: Bombyx mandarina (wild silkworm)
Lineage: Eukaryota; Metazoa; Arthropoda; Insecta; Lepidoptera; Bombycidae
Gene: Dhc98D
Product: Dynein heavy chain at 89D
Biological process (GO): microtubule-based movement
Cellular component (GO): dynein complex
Molecular function (GO): dynein light intermediate chain binding; dynein intermediate chain binding; ATP hydrolysis activity
Source: RefSeq, a predicted model, not a curated record
AUGUCAGGUUCAGACACUCCAUCCGUGAUCGAAGGGCUGGAUGUUGAAUUGGACUUCUUCAAGGAUGCCAGAGUCCUGUGGUUUAAGGAACGAAUACUAUCCUUCAUCGGUAUGAGCGAUGACGAGUUGUUCUAUAAUAUGUUCGAUGAUGCGGAGGUUAAGCGCUUGUUCACUAAUUAUGUGACGUCACCAAUAAAACCAAAUGAACAGGAAUUGGAUAAGAGAACGUUUUAUGUCACUAAAAUCAUUGUCGACAAGCUUAUACACGAAGACAAGGAGUUUACGGAGUGGAGUGAGUAA